Molecule: messenger RNA, 777 nt
Organism: Lactuca sativa (garden lettuce)
Lineage: Eukaryota; Viridiplantae; Streptophyta; Magnoliopsida; Asterales; Asteraceae
Source: RefSeq, a predicted model, not a curated record
AUGGCUAAUCUACAUCCUGCUCUUACAGUUACCAACAUCAGUAAUUUCAUUCCUAUUGUGUUGGACCAUGAUGACGGGCAAUACACAUCAUGGGUGGAACUCUUCAAGAUCCACUGUCACGCCCAUGACGUAAUCAAUCACAUCAUUCCCGCUGAAGGAUCUUCAUCUAAAUCACCCGGUGAUAAAGAUAAAGAAAAGAUUAAUGACAAAGUUCCAUGGAAACUAUUAGAUUAUUUAGUUCUACAAUGGAUUUACAGUACAAUCUCUAAGGAUUUACUAAUCACCAUUCUCAAGCCAGACUAUACUACUGAACACGCAUGGAAAACCUUGCAGAACAUAUUCAUUGAUAGCAAGCCUUCAAGAGCCUUAUACUUGGAAAACCGGUUCUUUAAUGUCCGGUUAGAAUAUUUUCCCAAUGUUUUUGCCUACUGUCAAGAGUUAAAAACUCUCUCUAACCAACUCUCAAACGUUGAUGCACCUGUUUCCAAGGAUCGGUUGGUGCUACAAUUGAUUGCAGGUCUUGGUGAAAAAUAUGAAAACAUAGCAACACACUUGCAACAAACCUUUCCCCUACCUGAUUUUUAUACAGCAAGGUCCAAACUCAUUUUGGAAGAAACCCGAAAAGCUCACAUUGCAACCACAUCUUCCACAGCACUACUUGUUGCCACAAAAAAAGCUUCAGUAGCAGCUCAACAACCCAUCUCACAUAGCACAAGUAGUCACGAUCGAUCCACUUAUGAUCAGCAACAACACCACACGGGAGGCCAUGGACAAUAG